AACUAUGACACUGUUGACAUAACUACUUCCUAGAAAUAAAUAAUUAUAAAAUAUGAAACAUGUGGUACGAUAUUCUCUUCCUUUCCAAUCUUAUAUAAGAGCUCAAAGCUCUAAAUCAACCAAAGAAUUUCCACACAAUAUAAUAAAAGUCCUAGAAAAAAGAAAAAUAUUCAUCCUCUAAAUUUUCAUUUGUCUAUAAACUCUUACUCUUACCUAGUAUAAUUAAGCUCAUCCCUUCAUGGCAUACCCACUUAGUUAUCCUCACCUUCCACAAAACAUGCUACUAGAGCAACAACUUUGCCAUCACCAACUCUUUAAUCCAUGGCCAAAUAAUCUUACCAAAAUUACAAGUUAUUCCUUAUUUUCUAGUCGACGUCGAUCAUCAAAACCUAAUAGAAUGAUUCAAAAUGCAUUAGUGCAAAGUCGUUUUGAAUUAUCGGUGGAAGAGAAAAGACAAAAAGAGUUUUUUCUUAUGCAGAAGCCUGAACCUCAAGAGGAUCCUAGGCUUCUGCGCGAGGUAUGGAGAGAAAUUCAUGGAAAAAAUGAUUGGGAAGGGAUAUUAGACCCUAUAAACUCCCAUCUUCGUCAAGAAAUACUACGUUAUGGGGAGUUUGCUCAAGCUUGUUAUGAUUCUUUUGAUUUUGAUCCUCACUCUAUGUACUGUGGAUCUUGUAAGUUUGUGACUACUGAAUUCUUUGACAAGUUGGAAAUGGCUCAUUAUGGCUAUAAUAUUUGUAGGUACCUUUAUGCAACCUCAAACAUUAAUCUUGAAAGUUUCUUCCAAAAGUCAAGAAGCAUUAGGAGUAUAUGGAGCCCACAUGCAAAUUGGAUGGGUUAUGUUGCGGUCACUAGUGAUGAAGAAGAGAUCAAAAGGCUUGGACGUAGGGACAUUCUCAUAUCAUGGCGAGGAACAGUCACAUACCUAGAAUGGUUGCAUGACCUUAAGAAUAUACUUCGACCAGCCCAUUUUAGAGACAACCCUAACGUCCAAAUUGAGUCCGGAUUUUAUGAUCUUUACACCACCAAGGAAGAGAAUUGUAAGUAUUGCUCGUUUUCAGCUCGCGAGCAAGUCUUAGCCGAGGUGAAGCGACUAGUCGAGCAGUUCAAAGGGGAGGAGCUCAGUAUAACAAUCACCGGGCAUAGUUUAGGUGGUGCACUUGCAUUACUUAGUGCGUAUGAUAUAGCCGAAAUGAGGCUUAAUAUUGUUCGAGAUGAUAAGAAUCGUACUAAGAAAAUACCAGUUUCGGUGUUUUCCUUCGCAAGUCCUAGGGUUGGAAAUCUUAAGUUUAAGGAGAGGUGUGAUGAGUUAGGAAUUAAACAACUUAGAGUGAUUAAUGUUCAUGAUAAGGUUCCCACUAUGCCUGGCCUUAUAGCCAAUGAGAAGAAUAAGUUACAAAAGUAUCUAGAAGACAAGGUACACUUUCCUUGGAGUUAUGCCCAUGUUGGGACUGAACUUCCUUUGGAUCAUACCCAUUCGCCUUUUCUUAAACCAUCUGCAGAUAUAGGUUGUACCCACAAUCUUGAAGCUCAUCUACACCUCAUUGAUGGUUACCAUGGUAAAGGAAAAAAAUUUAGCCUAGCUACCAAGAGAGAUAUAGCUCUUGUUAACAAGGACUCCAGCUUUCUUAAAUCUGAAUACGGGGUCCCUCCUCGAUGGAGGCAAGAUCUCAACAAGGGUAUGGUAAGGAACGCAGAGGGCCGGUGGGUUGUUCCUGAACGAGCUAGAGUCGAGCACCAUUCACCCGACACUGCCCACCACUUUGCCCUUGCCAUGAAGUUUGCUUAUGACCCACAUUUUCACUUAUCGUUCAAUGGCGAUCCAUGAAGGGGUUUAUUAGCUACUCUACAACAUCCAUGGUUAAUUUUGAGAUAUCAUUCAAAAGGCCUUUCGCUUAGGGCCCACCAUUUGAAAUGUCUUAAUAUGAAAUUCAACCAAAAGGAAAUAAAACAAACAAGAUGUGACAUUGUUUUGGGGUGUACAUAUAUGGUAUUAAUUGUAUGAUGCACUUGUUUUGGAACUUUUGUACACCUAAAUCAUGUGGUUUGUGGUUCUCAUCUUAAGGUUGUACGAAAUGUCAAUGAAUACAAUGUUGAUAACACAUUGUUUAUUGAUGUAACAUUGUCAAUUUGCACUACAACGUUUGUGGGGCAUUUAUUUAAGUUGGGUGUUGGGGACCAAGUCAUCAACAUCAAAUUGCUCAUGUACGUAUAUGUAUGUCAGGGAUGCUGUAAAUAGUUUGAUGUGAGUUAUAAAUUGAUGCAUGUGUAUAUAUAUAAUACAAUUACAAUAAUUAA
Molecule: messenger RNA, 2295 nt
Organism: Amaranthus tricolor (Joseph's coat)
Lineage: Eukaryota; Viridiplantae; Streptophyta; Magnoliopsida; Caryophyllales; Amaranthaceae
Product: phospholipase A1-Igamma3, chloroplastic-like
Exons: 2
Coding region: 239-1825 (528 amino acids)
Biological process (GO): lipid metabolic process
Molecular function (GO): glycerophospholipase activity
Source: RefSeq, a predicted model, not a curated record